Capsicum annuum is the source of this 1079-nucleotide messenger RNA. RefSeq names its product ABC transporter G family member 1-like. Gene Ontology annotation, molecular function: ABC-type transporter activity. The transcript has a single exon. The annotation marks the transcript as partial. The record is from RefSeq and is a predicted model, not a curated record. Gene Ontology annotation, cellular component: membrane. NCBI's taxonomy places the organism in Eukaryota, Viridiplantae, Streptophyta, Magnoliopsida, Solanales, Solanaceae.
GUUGUUCUGUGAUCAGGAGGUAACAGACUCAAAAUCAUGAAUGGCUUCUUACAAAAAUGCAAGGUAAGGAUGUGUAUAAUAGUUCCUUGUGAUCGAGUUCUUCUCCAAAGUAAAAUUAAAGUUGAAAAGCUAUAUAUAUCCUAAUUAUCAAUUAAUCUAAACCUUCUACAUAUUAAAAAGUCUUCAUCAAUAGCAAUUUGUCCAUUUUCCAAUGUUUAAUAUUUUGUCCAUAUAUAAAAAGUUAUAUUGGACUACUAUGCUAUUUUUGCAAGGUGGAAGCCAACAUUGUUAACUUUAUAUUAAAGCAUUUCAUUGCAAUUCUUGACAUUUAAUCAACCUCACCUUAUCAAAAUAGUUCAAUUUCCUUCGUCUAAUAAUGUAAAUAUUUGAAUAAUGUCAUCUUCUAAAUGUCCAUUUGUGGGGGCAUUUAUGUUGAAAUCUUGAUUUACAAUUGAAAAGAAAUGGGGAUGUGAAUCAAACAAAAAGUUGAAAUGAUGAAAAAGUUUCAAGUAUUAAAUAUAAUAAUAAUAAAAAUAAAAAUACAUUUUCGUAUCGUUUUCCUACAAGAAAGGUACAUUUUCAUGAGGAAAACAGCUUACAAUGCGUAUAGAAGAUCUUCAUAUUGUCUCUCUCAUGCUAUAGUUUCUCUACCAGCAUUGAUCUUUCUUUCAUUUGCAUUUGCCGCGAUCACAUUCUGGGUUGUAGGUCUGGAUGGUGGAUUUUCCGGGUUCUUGUUCUAUUUCGCGAUAAUUCUAGCCUCAUUCUGGGCCGGGAACUCAUUCGUUACAUUCCUAUCCGGUGUAGUCCCUAGUGUCAUGUUAGGUUACACGAUUGUGGUCGCGAUCCUAGCCUACUUCCUCCUCUUCUCCGGGUUCUUCAUGAAUCGCGACCGGAUCCCACCUUAUUGGAUUUGGUUUCACUAUCUAUUUCUGGUGAAAUAUCCUUACGAAGCCGUUUUACAAAAUGAAUUUGAUGAUCCAACUAAGUGUUUUGUCAAAGGGAUUCAAAUGUUUGAUAAUUCACCACUUGGAAAUGUACCAAAUGCAUUGAAAGAAAAAUUGUUGAACACAAUGAGUAAC